UGCCAUUCAUGCUCUGGAUAAGCAUUGGCAACUGGUAUUUGUCUAGAGAAGAACGACUCUAUUUACCAUGUAGAGUAUAAAAGCCAAGGUGCGGAGGGACUGAAAUGGUUCAUUUGAGAAGAGAAGGUGAAAUGACAAGAACAGCACAUGCCCAACUGUACUGAGGGCUCCCAAUAUAACAGCAAUGGAUAUUUCAAAUUUGCCAGCCCUUCCCUACUAAGAUUGAUGGGAAUUUUCUUCUGUGCCUGGUAGACUUUCAAGUAAUCUUGUCCUCAUUUGAUUGGAAGAAUGUUGCUCCUCAGCGUUGGCUUGCUGGCUGUUCUUGCAACAAUCUCUGCAGCAAAGUGUAUCCCUAAUAAAGCAGAUGUUGUUAUUGUUCAUUGUUUUCCCAAAUCUAUUGUUGCUAAAAUCCCUGAAUGUCCUUAUGGAUGGGAAAUAAGCCAGCUGGCACUGGGAGGAGUGUGUUACAAUGGAAUCAUAGAGUCUGGGUAUUACCAGUUCACUAUUCCUGACUUGAAUCCAAGGAACAAAUCCUACUGUGGCACCCAAUCAGAUUUUAAAAACCCAAUCUAUCAUUUCUACAACUCAAUAGUUUCAAACGACAGCACUUUGAUAGUCAAGAAUCAACCAGUAAACUAUUCUUUCACUUGCACCUACCAGUCCAACUACCUUGUUACCCAUGCAGCUUUUGACCAAAGAGUAGCCACAGUUCAUGUCAAGAAUGGAAGUUCGGGAUCUUUUGAAAGUCAACUGUCCCUCAAUUUCUACUCUAAUGCCAAGUUUUCUAGCCAAAAGGAAGCUCCGUUUGUAGUGGAAACAUCAGACAUUGGCUCAGAUGUGUUUGCAGGAGUAGAAGCCAAAGGAAUUAGUAGCAGAUUUAAAGUUGUCUUGAACUACUGCUGGGCAACUCCAUCACCUGAUUACGCCUUUCUUAUGCAGUGGCAACUAAUUAGCAAAGGAUGUGCAUCUGAUGAUUCAAUUUUGGUGCAUGAAAAUGGGAAAAACAGCCGCGCAAUUUUCCAGUUCAACGCCUUCCGUUUCCAGAACAUACCUAAGUUAUCUAAGGUUUGGCUUCACUGUGAAACCUACUUGUGUGACAGUGAAAAAUUUGCCUGCCCUGUGAUGUGCGGAAAACGUAAGCAGCAAAAGGAGCAGACAGGUGGUGUUUUAGUAGCAGAAUUUGUACUUCAAAAUUCUGCAGCAUCAAACUAUUACAGUAUUUCAGUUGUUCUUCGCUGGCUGUCUCUCUAUGUGGCCUUGCACAGGAAGCUUCUUUAAAAUAUUCAGUAUGAGAAUUCCUUGUUAGCUGUGCAAGAAAGUGGAAUCUCCAUACUAUUUGCAUGCACAUCCUCAGGAAACCACCCAACCGAGUCUUGAAUUGGAUUUGGUGUUUCAACAUUAAUCUCAACUAUUUGCCUCGGAAACUUAUGGGAUACGUAAAACUUACAGGAUCUGAUUAAUUUUUGACAACGUUUCUAUUUCACAAUGGUGCAUUACAAAUGUAAAUAGAUCUUUUGACCUCAAAAUGUUGUAUUGUUGUAUUUGAUGCUUUUAGUUUUAUUUCAUAUUUACACACUUUCAUUUCCAUAAAAUACUGAGUUACAAUGCGCAAGAGAUCUGGGACAAAAAUGAUAGUACUGAAAUAAUAUACAAGAAGCAGAGUGAUUGAGUAACAAUGCACCAAACACAUAUAUGUCAAUAAUGUUAUUGGUACAGAGAGCUGAAUUCACUAAGUAGAGAAACCUCCAAGGGGGGGGGGGGUCCCUCCAGUGCUAGGAUUUUCUUUACUAAGUAAGGAGCCCUACAAAUUAUAAGAUACUAUUGUAAUAAGAAUUGGAAUAUUUGUAUCGGAAAUAUUUCUUAUUGAAUUUAAUUUAAUUAGAAAAGUAAACCUAAGAAAGCAAGAGAGAAAUAGAGAUGGUGGUUUGGAUUAACUCUUCAAUAAAGAGCUGAUUUACUAAUAAUUAAUAUGCAGAGCUCCAACUGUCAUGAAUUGUAUCGACUGUCAUGGUUUGGAAGUUCUGUCCUGUUGUCCCUUCUACUGUGUUCCCCAAGCUGAGCAAUUCUAAACCCCACCAGAAAAUGCCCAACAAUGGGCAAAAUCUCCAGACCACUCAACUCCACCUCAUGCCACCUGAAUUUACCACAUGUUGACAAACCACACCCUCAGAUUACCUGACUUCAACCCAUGUCCCUCAGCCCGAACCCAGACAACUUGACCUCAUCCAUUGUUGCCUAUUCAUACCUGGGAUCAUCUGACUACACCCAAUGUCACCCAUGUGAACCCCAUGUUGUUCAACCCCAACCCCAGAUCACACAUCUUCAC
Bombina bombina (fire-bellied toad) is the source of this 2326-nucleotide messenger RNA. RefSeq names its product tectorin beta (gene TECTB). Bases 289 to 1278 code for a protein of 329 amino acids. The transcript has 11 exons. The record is from RefSeq and is a predicted model, not a curated record. Gene Ontology annotation, cellular component: cell surface. NCBI's taxonomy places the organism in Eukaryota, Metazoa, Chordata, Amphibia, Anura, Bombinatoridae.